This is a messenger RNA of Syngnathoides biaculeatus (alligator pipefish), 6197 nucleotides long. RefSeq names its product nfe2 like bZIP transcription factor 1b (gene nfe2l1b). The transcript is spliced from 6 exons. Gene Ontology annotation, biological process: regulation of transcription by RNA polymerase II. The coding region runs from base 1024 to 3312 and encodes 762 amino acids. The record is from RefSeq and is a predicted model, not a curated record. Gene Ontology annotation, cellular component: nucleus. Gene Ontology annotation, molecular function: DNA-binding transcription factor activity, RNA polymerase II-specific; RNA polymerase II cis-regulatory region sequence-specific DNA binding. NCBI's taxonomy places the organism in Eukaryota, Metazoa, Chordata, Actinopteri, Syngnathiformes, Syngnathidae.
GUCAUGGCAGCAGGUGACCCUUAUAUGAGGAGCCAAGCUUCAUCAGUAGAUAAUGUUUCAAUAAUCAAACAACUUAUUCAUUCAAGUAGUUUGGAGGGGAUUUGGUAUUUUGAUAGUGGGGGGGAAAGUAGCCCGGCACGGCUAACCGCAGCGUGACAGCGGCGAGGUCCAAUAGAAAUUGAGUGUACUUUGGUCCCGCUUACGCAUCGUUUAUCAUUGGCUGCUGAUGGCUGCACUGGCGUGUCGCUUCCGCGUUUAGGCUUUGGCGAAUGGCUACCACCUCACGUCAAUCACCACUUGUUGCUAGGGAGAUUGUUUGACGCUAAAAACGUCGAUUCCGGUGACGCCUGUCACUUUUAUUUUUUCGAGCGAAAACAAAGUUAAAUUAACACGCUUACGGUUAAAUCGCCCCAUACAAGUGGUAUGCUUUUUUUUCUAAACGUGAUACUUUAAUGCACGUUACGCGGGCUCACAAUCCAAGGCGGCUAAGUGGUAGCCACCAGUAAGAAGAGGAGACGGGGGAGGGAGGGACCUCGCCUGCUUCGGCCAGCUUUCACCUUCAGCAGCACCGCAAGAAGUUGUUGUCCCGUCAAGGGUGGGGUGGGUGAUGCUCAAACCGCUCCUCUGUUUAGUUUAAGAGGAAAGAAUGACGGCGACAUCGUCGGGAGUUGUCUGCGGCGUUGCGAGCGAGUGAAUGCUGCCGAUCGGUUAAACGUGCAAAUGCAGCCGAGCUUUGAAAUGUCUGCUGCUGCUGCUGCUUCGGAGAUCAGUGGAGCAUUUACGGUUGUUUCUCUCGCCAGGAAGAUGACAACCAUAUGAAGAAGGAAAGUGGACUCUCUCAAGUGGAAAAAAAAAAAAAUUCCCCCCCCCCCCCCGAACUGAAAGCGUUUUCCCCUGGAGUCUCCCCGGCUAAUUUUUAAGCUCUUUAAGUCCUCUUAUACUUGUCGGUUCAAGGCCCCGUUUUUUUGUUUAUUUUUUUAUUUUAUUUUUUUACUUUCACCUUUUUGUUCCUUUUGCAAAGAAAUGCUUUACCUGAAAAAGUACUUCACAGAGGGCCUGAUUCAGUUCACCAUCCUUCUGAGUCUGAUCGGGGUGCAGGUGGACGUGGACACCUACCUGACCAGCCAGCUGCCCCCCCUGAGGGAGAUCAUCCUGGGCCCCAGCUCAGCCUACACACCCGCUCAGUUCCACAACCUCCGCAACACGCUGGACGGCUAUGGCAUUCACCCCAAGAGCGUGGACUUGGACCAGUUCUUCGCCACCCGCCGCUUGCUGAAUCGGGUGCGCCAGCUGGAUCGCCUCUUUGUGCCCAGCCCUGAGCUCGACACCUGGCUGGUGCACCGUGACGCUGAGAGCGGUCAGGCGGGCGGCGGCACCAUUGCCCUGGACAAUGGGGGCGGCCUCGAGGACGUGAACGACCUCGACGCUGCCCCGGCCAUGAGGGGGACGGGAGGAGGCGAAGGGAGUCCGCCCGAGACCAACUACAACCUCAACGUAGCCGACAGCACCCUGGGGGCGGUGGCGUCCGACGCCGACCAGCGGCAGGACGACAAUGAUGACCUGAGCAAAGAGGACAUCGACCUGAUUGACAUCCUGUGGCGGCAAGACAUCGACCUGGGCGCAGGCAGGGAGGUGUUUAACUACAGCAGCCGGCAGAAGGACGCCGAGGAGGACAAGCUUUGCCCAGCCCAGGAGAACAAGGACACCAAUGAGGAUCUGCAGCAAGAAAGCUGGAGGAACGGCGUCAACCUACAGACGCUUCGCUCUGUGGACAUCGAGACAGGGGAGAGCAUUCCGCAGCAGCAGCCUGCCGAAGGCUCACAGACCUCCCUGUCUCUGCAGGAGUGCCUGAGGCUGCUGGAGGCCACGUUCCCCUUCGGAGAAGAUCCACAGUUCCCUGCCCCGGCUGUGGCGCCCGAAGUGGCAGCCCACGGUGCAGAAGCUCCGUCCACGUCACAGGGGCUGGCGCCUCAGCUGGACCUGGAGCAACAAUGGCAGGACAUCAUGGCUGUCAUGGAGCUGCAAGCCAUGGAUAUGAACAACAGUGACGCAGGCUGUGGGGUUGACAUUAGCAGGAUGUUGGCAUCAGACUUCGGACUGGUCCCGCCCGUAGCGCCAAUCCACCAGGAUGUGAGCCUCCACCAGGCUUCGUUGGCCAGUUGUAGCCAGGAGUUCCCUCCGGUUUUCUCCUCUCAUCUGGACUCAGCCAGCGUUGUGCGAUCAUCCUCCAGCAACUCCAGCCACGUCAAUGCCACCUUUGGGACCACCAAUCUCACUGGACUCUUUCUGCCCCCCCUUCUAAACACGACCGGUGCUAAUGUCACCGCCAUGCCCAUCCCAGUGGACCCGUUCGGGGGGCUUCUGGAGGAAUCCAUGCUGGACGAGAUCAGCCUCCUGGACCUGGCCAUGGAGGAGGGCUUCAGUCAUGCCCAGGCCUCACAGCUGCGGGACGAGCUGGACUCAGACUCAGGCCUAUCCCUGGACUCAAGCCGUAGUCCGGCGUCCCCCAGCAGCUCGGAGACGUCCUCCUCAUCAUCCUCAUCCACCUCUGCCACCUUCUCAGAGGAGGGCGCCGUUGGCUACAGCACCGCCACGUCCGACUCAGAAGAAGGAGCUGUGGGCGGAUACCAGCCGGAAUACAGCAAGCUGUGCCGCAUGAGCUUCCAGGAUAACUUCCACGGCCUCCCUCAGCUAGGAGGAAUCAACCACAACCACACCUACAACCUACCGCUUGGAUCCCCCUUUACAGAGCACCCAGAGAUCCCCAAGAAGCAGAACCCCAAGAACUCCAAACUUCCUCCUCCGUCAUCAGACCUCCUGGACAAGCACUCCAGCAGGGACGAGCGGCGAGCCCGCGCCAUGAAGAUCCCGUUCUCCAACGAGAAGAUCGUCAACCUCCCCGUGGAGGAGUUCAACGAGCUCCUGGCCAAACACCAGCUGAGCGAGGCUCAGUUGGCACUGGUCCGAGACAUUCGCCGACGUGGCAAGAACAAAAUGGCGGCGCAGAACUGCCGUAAACGCAAGCUGGACACCAUCAUCAACCUGGAGGAAGGCGUACACCAGCUAAGGCGCGACAAAGCCAGGCUACUCAAGGAGAAGAUGGAGUUCCUCCGCUCCAUCCGUCAAAUGAAGCAGAAAAUGCAGAGUCUGUGCCAGGAGGUUUUCGCUCAGGUCCGAGAUGAGCAUGGCCGGCCCUACCCGCCCAGUCGGUACUCUCUCCAGUACGCUGCAGAUGGGAGCGUCCUGGUGGUACCGCGCACAGAGCAGAACCGGCCCAGGCCAGACAAGAAGCCUAAGGACAAGAAGAAGUGAGGGGAAAAAAAAAAAAUCAAUAAAUCUUGUACGGGACUUUCUGCACACGCGAAGGAGGCCAGGCCCACCAACCUGCCCACGCUUGACUUCCCGUGUUUGUUUGGCCCUUUCUUCAUUCUUCUCGUUAUUUUCCCCCUCGCUUGACCACUCAUCUUUUCGGAUUUUUGCGGCGGGACAAGGGAACGCAAAGACUUUUUUUUGGAAGAAAUUGCUUUGUGGAGGCCAUUUGGAGGAGAGGGAAGGAAGAUGUGAAGGUUUGGGGUCCACUUUGACCGUGCACCCAGAGCUCCCCAAGAACCAGGAACCCAAGAACUCCAAACUUGCACUUCCUUCACCUGAGCUCCAGGACAAGGACAAGUGCCAGGAACAGAGCUGAGCCAUGAAGAUAUGCUUCUCCAAUGACAAUGUCAUCUCGAUCCAAGGACGUGGUCAUCAAGUUCCCACGACAAGAUCGGCAACCCUCUUGUGGAGGAAUCCAUCAAAAUUUGUCCAGGAGCCCAAGAGCGUCUGUUCCCAAUUUUUUCCUCCGCUUUCUCCUCGCUUUGCCGCAAGUCUUUCCAGACUUCAGAGGCAGGGAACGCUGAAGGAUUUUCAAGAUUUUUGUCGACGAACAAAUUGCAAUCAGCGAUGGAGAUUGUGAAGGUUUGCAAUCCACUUUCAGCAAGAACCCAGAGCUCCCCCCGCCCCCAAGAAGCAUAACUGUAAGCCUCCUCCUGAACCGGACCUCCUGGACAAGCGCCUUCUCCGACCACAAGAUCAUCAAUCUCCCCCUUUAGGAAUUCACUGACCUUCAGGCCAAGAGCUUCUGGUCCAUUUUUUUUUUUUUUUUUUUGGUUCCCUAGCGCUUUGCUUGACUACUUGUCUUUCCAGACUUCCGCAGUGGGAAAAAGGAAAGCAAAGACUUUUUUUUUUAAAAGAGGUUGGUGAGGAAGUAGCGCUGCCUUGCAACCUUGUAACCACUUGUUAUUCUUCCAGAUUCCCUUCCAAAUGUAUCGUCUUCAAAAGGCUCGGCUUGACGCGCUGCACUUUCAUUAACUCGUCAGAGUCCAGGGGUUCUCAAACUUUUGGGAUCCAGGGACCCCUUACACUGUAUUUCUACCCCCCCCCCCCCCCCAGAAGGCAUAAUCCUACUACCAAAUGUACGUUUCAACCCAAAUAGUUCAGUUAAUGCAAGGGUGUCAAACCCAAGGCCCGGGAACCACAUCCAGCACGCCACAUCAUUUUUGCGGCCCGCCAAAGCAGAUCAUGGCAAGAUGUUUCUUCUUAAAUGGAUUUGUUUCAAAGUAUUUGAUACGCAAAACAUGCAAAAAAACGAGAACUAGCUAGAACUUAGUUGUGGACUUAAACUCACUAAGUUCUUGUAAAACCUGUGCCGCAAAACAAGUCAACAUUCCCCUACACCUUGAAAUUGCAUCUUCCCUUCAGAUAGUCCACUGACGUAGCACCUUUGGAGGCCCUCGUUGUCAGCUACGAGUGUGCACACGUGGCCCAGGACCGAAAUGAAUUUGACACACCCGACUCUACAUCAAUUGUCGCUAGCUGAUCUGCAACGCUUACUCAAAACAAAAUGGCUGCAAGGGAAGCUUUUUAUAAAGCAGGUUUGCUACUUGCCAACCUAAUAAAUGUUCCAAUAUCUAUAAGUUUUUCCACAAUCAGAAGUUUGUAAUUGGCCCAAACUUAGGUUCCGGAGGAGUAAUUGACUAUUGGAUGUAGGUAUUUUUUUUUUUAAUUAAUUUGAAACCCUAAAGUUACAUCUUUGCCUUGAGGGGGGGGGGUCCAUGGACCUCAAGUUGGGAACCACUAUAGUCUACGGAAGUCAGCAUCACUUUCAAUGUAUGCAUCCCCCCCGGUUUUUAAAUGUAAUCAGUACGAGGGCAGCACUGGAAUGUUUUUUUUGUUUUUGUUUUAUUUUGAAAUAAGGAACCUCUUGCAUCUGUCUCAAAUCUUAGGGACUGUUCUUAGGAUGAGUGUGAACAUUGUGUGUGUGUGUGGGUUGGUGGUUAAACUACUGUAGAGUUUGGAAUGGUGUGUCGUGACGGGAAAGCGCACCUGUUUUGCUCUCGUCGUCGGGGGCGGAACCAAAAAGAUGUCAUCUGUGCCGUUUGCGGUCCUGGAAGAGAAACUAAAGCACGGUGGGGGCGGGGGCAACGUCCGAAGAGUACGGAGCCCCAGACAUUACAAAUUAAGAUAUAACAUGCCAUCAAAAUGCUAAUUUGUGGCCACGAAAUACAAAUUUUGCGGGUUUAAAUAUCGGUCCAAUGAACAAUUCGGACAGCUGGCUUAGGUACGCGGGGUUCUUUACCAAUUACGUAGUUCAGCUCGUAAAACUCAAAAACACCUGAUUUCGGGCCUCUCGGCAGAAAAAUGUCUGGAACUCAGGAAUGCAUGGAUGAUUUUUAAUUCAUAUUUCACAUUUACUGGAGGCACCACAGACAGAAUUGCAUCUCAAACACUCUAAGGUUGGUUUGGCAAAAUACGGGCCCUUUCGUAUUGUGUAUUUCGGUCGCCCACAAAAUUUCUAGCAAGUUAUAAUUUUUUUCACUGGCCACAAAUUUGUAUUUUGUGAUCCCAAAUUAGAGUUUUGAGGCCACAAUUUAGUAUUUUUAUGGCCAAAACAGUACAUUUUGUACGUACGUUAUGUCUAUAUUGUCGCCACAAUAAAGGUUUUUUUGUUUGUUAAUGAUGGGGCCUCGUAGAAGAAAAUUCCCCUCCAGGUCCCCAACCCUCGCAUCCUGCUAAAACUUAAGCACUUUUUUUGUCUGUUCUGUAAAUAUUUACGUGUCAAUCUCUGCGACACCUUUUGAUUUAGAUCUAGGUCUACCGUGUUUGCUGGCAAUCAACAUUUGUUUUUAUGGAUUAAUAAUAAUAAAGUGGUUUUAUUUCCA